Camelina sativa (false flax) is the source of this 761-nucleotide messenger RNA. Its product is annotated as putative histone H2AXa. Gene Ontology annotation, molecular function: structural constituent of chromatin; protein heterodimerization activity; DNA binding. NCBI's taxonomy places the organism in Eukaryota, Viridiplantae, Streptophyta, Magnoliopsida, Brassicales, Brassicaceae. Gene Ontology annotation, cellular component: nucleosome. The record is from RefSeq and is a predicted model, not a curated record.
CUCAAUUUCUUCCAAUCACACUGUACACUUCGAUAUCUGCAAAAUCUCUUCAAAUCUAAAAUCGUUGUUUAGUUCGAAGAAGAUGAGUACAACAGGCGCAGGAAGCGGAACAACCAAAGGUGGGAGAGGUAAGCCCAAAGCAACCAAAUCCGUCUCCCGUUCAUCUAAAGCCGGUCUUCAAUUCCCCGUCGGAAGAAUCGCCAGAUUCCUUAAAGCCGGUAAAUACGCCGAGCGUGUCGGUGCCGGUGCUCCGGUCUAUCUCUCCGCCGUUCUCGAAUACCUCGCCGCUGAGGUGUUGGAGCUCGCUGGAAACGCAGCGAGGGAUAACAAGAAGACGCGAAUUGUACCAAGACACAUACAGCUUGCGGUGAGAAACGAUGAGGAGCUUAGUAAGCUAUUGGGAAGUGUGACGAUUGCGAAUGGUGGAGUUUUGCCUAAUAUUCAUCAGAACCUUUUGCCUUCAAAGGUUGGUAAGAACAAAGGAGAUAUUGGAUCUGCUUCUCAGGAGUUCUGAGUUUCUCUCUUCCUUCUUCUUUUGUACCUUUCUUAGUUCAGUUUCUGUUGUUUGCUUUGAACGUGUAAAAUAGAUUUGGUUUAAAUGCUUUUUUUUAAGUAUUAAGGCUUUUGGAGAUAUAUGUUUAAUUACUGAAUGUGUAUUCGGAUCAUGAUGGAUGGAUCAAUGGGACUGAAGUAAAAAGCAAUAUAUCUUCGCAGAAACAUUUGCAAAGUCUGAAUACAAAAAAGGCAUACAUGUUUUUAUA